AUGCCAUUUGGUCCUGAAAGUAGGAAAAGGGAACUGGAGGUUCAUGAUGAAGUUGAACAUGGCAGUUCUUACUGGACGCGUUCAAAAGCAGGAUCUAGAAGGAAGCCUCCAGAGACUGCUAAAACUGUCUCCAGUAGUGACUCGGAUCUAUCGAUGACUUCUGGUGAAACAACUGAUGAUGAUUCAAGUGAUGAGGAUUUUGAUGUUUUGUCUGUUAGGAAGAGGGCACCAAGGUCUAAGAUGAAGGAGGUUGAUGAACAAGAACAGGAUGGUGACAGUAGCAAGGGAGAUGAUGAAAAAAAUGAUGAAUCUGUGAGCAGAAAAGAAUUCCCAGGGAAGAAUAGUCAAAAGGUAAGGCUCAGUUCUUCAAUUGGGCAACAGGUGGAGGAGCAACGCGGAUUCAAAGAAGGUUGCCGUAUCUUUAGGACUCUUCUUUAUUCUAUUUUGGAUGAAAAGAAUAUUGUACUUGAAGAGCAGGCAUCUAAACAAGCUAAGAAUUUGCCUUCGACGGAGCAUGCCCUUCCUCUGAAGUUCACAUUUGAGUUAGAGAAACCCGAGCUGGUGGAGAAAUCAGAUAUUGAUAAAAUCACAGAUGAUUUGUUUGCUGAGAUGCAAUUUGCUAUCAGGUCCGAGGAAAUGGGUUCCUCUCCUCGCACGGGUGACGGUGCUGGCCCAGAAGCUGAAAGAAACCAAACCACUCCUUUCUGUCAUGGGAAGCAUAAUUUUAUCCUUGACGAGGAGAUUGGGAUAAAGUGCAGUUAUUGUUCUAUUGUGGAGCUUGAGAUCAAAUAUGUAACACCAUCGUUUGGUGAAUAUUUAUUUGCUCGUGAAACAUCAAACAAUGAAUAUGUUUCUGCCAGCAAAGACUUCUCUAUGUUUGAUGGGUUUAAAUUUGAAGGUUCAAAGGCUUGUCUACAGGAUCCUUGCAAUCAUGCCGAAGGAACAGUUUGGGAUGUCUUGCCUGGAAAAAAAGAGAGCAUGUAUCCUCACCAAAUAGAAGGUUAUGAGUUCUUAUGGAGGAAUUUAGCGGGAACCACUCGUCUCAGUGAAUUGGGAAAGGCCGAUGCAAGUAGAGUAGGGGGCUGCAUGAUUUCACAUGCCCCUGGAACCGGGAAAACCCGGUUAACCAUAGUUUUCAUUGAGACAUUUCUGACUUUAUUUCCAAACUGUCUCCCAGUCGUUGUUGCUCCUGCUGGCAUGUUGUUGACUUGGGAAGAGGAGUUCAGGAAAUGGAAGGUACAAUUUCCUUUCCAUAACCUGAACAAUCCAGAAGUCUCGGGCCAGGAAAAUGCAACCUCCACUGGAUUACUGUCCAAAAGCGUGUUUCAGAGCAAAAAUGCGCUGCGCAUGGUAAAGUUACAUUCUUGGAGCAAAGGAAAAAGCGUGCUUGGAAUUAGUUAUACUUUGUACGAGAAGCUGGCUGGUACAAAAUAUGUGCAAGCUGAAGGUAAAAAUAAGAGAAAGAAGCUUACUCGUGGGAAGGAAGAUGAACUGCUAAGAAAGAUUUUGCUGGAGUUGCCCGGCUUGGUAAUUCUUGAUGAAGGACACACGCCACGCAAUCAACGGAGUGGGAUUUGGAAAACUCUCUUACAACUUCAAACAAAAAGGCGGAUCAUCCUUUCAGGCACCCCUUUCCAAAACAAUUUUGAGGAGCUCUUCAAUACACUACAUCUAGUAAGACCAGCAGUUGCAGACAUGAUUUCAUCAGGAGGUAGGAGAUAUUACAGAAAGCAACUGAGAGGGAAAAGGGCUUUUGUGUAUGGUUCAAGUGGGAAAGAAGUUGAUACAAUUGAGAAGCUUAAAGCUACAAUAUCUCCAUUUGUUCAUGUUCACAAAGGUAGCAUUCUUCAGCAAAGUCUUUCCGGGUUGAGAGAUUGUGCAGUUCUUCUAUAUCCGUCCCAACUACAGAUGGAAAUUAUUAAAACUUUACAACCUUCUGCCAACACUUUCGAGUUUGAGCACAAGGUGGCAUUGGUUUCUGUGCACCCAUCUUUGCUCUUACAGUGUAAAGAAACAUCUGUCAGUGAUCCGAAUGUGCUAGAGCAGCAUAGGCUUGACCCUUAUCAAGGUGUGAAGACAAGGUUUAUUAUGGAACUAAUUCGCCUGUGUGUGGCUACAAAAGAAAAGGUCCUUAUAUUUAGUCAGUAUAUUGACCCUUUGGAGUUAAUCAAGGACCAGCUGAAAUCAAUUUUCAAUUGGCACGAGGGAAGGGAAGUUCUCCAAAUGCAUGGCACACUAGAACAGAGAUGCCGGCAAAAGUUUAUUGGCAUUUUCAAUGACUCCGGGAGUGAAGCUAAAGUAAUGCUGGCAUCAAUAAAAUGCUGUUCAGAAGGAAUAAGCUUAAUUGGAGCUUCAAGAGUUGUUCUGAUAGACGUUGUUUGGAAUCCAUCCGUGGAGAGGCAAGCCAUAAGCAGGGCUUAUAGACUCGGUCAAGAGAAGGUCGUUUAUACAUAUAAUCUUAUGGCAUCUGGGACAACAGAGGGGGAGAAAUACUGUAGACAAGUUGAGAAGAACCGUCUAUCUGAGUUGUUUUUCUCCUCUGGUAGCAAGGAAAGAGAAGAAAAGAAUCGUGCUACAACCUUCAACGAUGUCAUUUUGGAGGAGAUGGUUGCGCAUGGAAAGCUCAAAGAUAUGUUUGAGAGGAUCAUUUACCAGCCAAAACAGACGAAUUUAGUCGAAAAAAUCUCUAUCCCUCACCCCAUACCAGGAUCCUCUUAGCAAACAACAAAUGCCAUGGCAAGAAGACUACCAAAUUUUACAAUACCCAGAAAGAA
This is a messenger RNA of Diospyros lotus (date-plum), 2774 nucleotides long. RefSeq names its product SNF2 domain-containing protein CLASSY 3-like. Gene Ontology annotation, molecular function: ATP-dependent chromatin remodeler activity; ATP binding. NCBI's taxonomy places the organism in Eukaryota, Viridiplantae, Streptophyta, Magnoliopsida, Ericales, Ebenaceae. The record is from RefSeq and is a predicted model, not a curated record. Gene Ontology annotation, biological process: gene silencing by siRNA-directed DNA methylation. The transcript has 3 exons. Bases 1 to 2718 code for a protein of 905 amino acids.